This is a messenger RNA of Solanum pennellii, 816 nucleotides long. RefSeq names its product 40S ribosomal protein S15. Gene Ontology annotation, cellular component: ribosome; cytosolic small ribosomal subunit. The coding region runs from base 126 to 581 and encodes 151 amino acids. The transcript has 3 exons. Lineage: Eukaryota; Viridiplantae; Streptophyta; Magnoliopsida; Solanales; Solanaceae. Gene Ontology annotation, biological process: ribosomal small subunit assembly; translation. The record is from RefSeq and is a predicted model, not a curated record. Gene Ontology annotation, molecular function: structural constituent of ribosome; RNA binding.
UUGGACCCAUCGCAGCCCAUUUAGCACAAAACCUAUCAUACCCCAACGCCACUUCAUAGUCCACCAAAAAACCCUAACGCCGCUUACCUCCGCCGCAGAGUUUGCCGAUUUCCAUCUCCACAACCAUGGCGGAAAUUGAAGCCGAUGUGACGACCGGACUGCCAAGGAAGAGGACGUUUAAAAAGUUUAGUUACAGAGGCGUUGAUCUCGAUUCUCUUCUCGACUUGAACAUUGACGAGCUCGUCAAGCUCUUCAAUGCACGUCCCCGUAGAAGGAUCGAGAGAGGUUUGAAGAGGAAGCCAAUGGCACUGAUCAAGAAGCUGCGGAAGGCGAAACGCGAGGCUCCACAAGGUGAAAAGCCAGAGCCUGUCAAGACUCACCUUAGGAAUAUGAUCAUCUUUCCUGAAAUGAUUGGAAGUGUUAUCGGAAUUUACAAUGGUAAAACCUUCAAUCAGAUUGAAGUCAAGCCUGAGAUGAUCGGCCACUAUCUGGCCGAGUUCUCUAUCUCAUAUAAACCUGUCAAGCACGGUAGACCUGGUAUUGGUGCUACUCACUCGUCAAGGUUCAUUCCUCUCAAGUGAUUUUCUCACUUAUGUCUAUUUUUCCUGUUCUAGCCUCGUCAACGCCUUUCUUUAACAAUUUUGAUGUGAGAUAAUGAGUCACUUAAAACAGUUUUUGCUGUGGAACUCUUGUGCUUUGCUGAAUAUCACUGUUUUUGAUGGAUCAGUAAAAAUUAUAAUGUACUCUUGACUCUACCAUCCUCAUAUUCCACUCGUGGGAUUACAAUGGGUAUGUUACUACUAUCUUUGUUCUUCA